AUGCCUCCAAAGCAGCCAGCCGCCCCCACCAUCUCUACAUGGCUCAAGCAGACCCCGGAUCCAGACCUUCAGGGCAAACAGGUGCAAUAUCUCGUCGAGUUCGUCAACAUCAACGGCCCAUCGACUAUUAGCCCCGGGAGUGGGUUCGCGGCCAUUCUGGCGGGGAAGGCGCCGCAAGUCUUCAUCCCCACAGAUCCUGAUGGAGCGGCGACUAAGCGCAAUAUCUAUCGCCAGCUGAUUGACUCUUCUGGAACAACACAAAACAGGGAGAAAGUCGACAUCUUGAACAAUAAUACCACGCAAGUGUGGGUAGAUGGCGCAAAUUUGCUCAAGCGUGGGUUCCUCAAGCAUCCGCAGCCUCGUGUGCCAAGGUCGCCGCACCGUCACUCCCGUCUCUGA
Molecule: messenger RNA, 399 nt
Organism: Penicillium cosmopolitanum
Lineage: Eukaryota; Fungi; Ascomycota; Eurotiomycetes; Eurotiales; Aspergillaceae
Exons: 2
Coding region: 1-399 (132 amino acids)
Source: RefSeq, a predicted model, not a curated record